Photinus pyralis (common eastern firefly) is the source of this 689-nucleotide messenger RNA. RefSeq lists its product as uncharacterized. The transcript has 3 exons. Lineage: Eukaryota; Metazoa; Arthropoda; Insecta; Coleoptera; Lampyridae. The record is from RefSeq and is a predicted model, not a curated record. Bases 18 to 644 code for a protein of 208 amino acids.
UCAACCAUUGACACACCAUGAAGCUCUUCGCUGUCUUCUUCUGCCUUAUCGCUUGCAGUUUCGCCGCCACCAUCCAAAAUGAACAUUUUGCAUUGGAUGCUGAUAUGCGGAAUGGCUUAAUCUACGUAAAAGAAGCGCAAUUGUUUGGGCCAAAUGGCGUUGUCUUCGAGAUGAAGAGGGCAACCGUUGAAGGCUUCUCAGACAUCACACACGGUAUGUCCUUCGAGAUGAACUCUCCACUGACAACCGUAAAAGUCGCCGUGAGUCUACCCAGAAUAUUUGGACAUGUUGGAUUCUGGAAUAGCAGUUUACCCUUAUUUUACGGAAGCGGUAGCGCGGCGUUUGACCUCAGACGUCCUCAGGUCGUGAUGGAAGUGACCUUUAACAUGACCUCGAUGUUAUUUGAACCAGUCGUGUUCAAGCCUUCCAUUAAAGAAGUACAUUUUGAAAUGACCGGUGUCAAUAACGACGAAGAGUACAGUCGAGAAUUCAGUCAAAAAGUCAGACAAGCGUUGGAAGUUCUGGUAAACGAUCCAGAAGUGCACGCCUCUGUUGCUGAGAAAAUUACUGCUUUUUUGAAUGGCCAGUACCGUUCUUCUCCACCCAGGGGUUGCUGGUGGUGCCCAUUAAUCAGAACAUACUAAGAUCUAAUUUAAUGAAUGUAAUAAUUUAAUUUAUCUUAUUUUUAA